AUGGCCGCCAUCGCCGGAACUGCCGUGGGGGCGGGGUCGCCAGGGACGAAGCCGGGCGGCCGCCAUCUUAGCGAAGGGCAGGCGCGGCCCGCCCCUUCCGGCGCUGCGGGCGGGCCCAUGAUGGCGGCCGGCGGCGGGGCCGUGAUGGCGGCGGCGGUGGCGGCGCUGGGCCGGCGCCUCACGGCCGCGCUGCGGGUCUCGGGAGCGCGGCCGGGCCGGGGGGCUGCCGCCGGCCUCCCCGGGUCGGCGCUGAUCCCGUUCCACAAGCACGUAGCGAGAGCCGAGCCCCUCCGCCAGCUGCGGUGUCUGCACACCACGCUGCCUCGGAACGGCCUGGAGGAGUUCUUUGAUGAUCCGAGAAACUGGGGAGAAAAAACAGUGAAGUCUGGGGAUGCAUGGAAUAUAAAGCAGCUAAGGGGCAAGAGUAGUGAAGACUUGCACAAGCUUUGGUAUGUCCUACUGAAGGAAAAAAAUAUGCUUUUAACUUUACAGCAAGAAUCAAAACGACAAAUCAGGCCUAUGCCAAGUCCAGAACGAUUAGAAAAGGUAGAAAAAUCUAUGAAAAAUAUAGACUUGGUUGUCAGAGAACGAGAAAUAGCUUUGAGGCUUUUACAAACUGGCCACGAAAAACCAGCGCCGGGCGAGUGGAGACAUGACUUCCUAGGACGCACCUACUGGUACACUUACAAGGAAUGGCCAAUACCAUGGUACUUGAACAAGAAACACAACAAGAGGAAAUUCUAUUACUUACCUCAUGUGAAUCACUUCAUCAGGCUCAGACUUGAAAAAUCUCUACGUGGAAGGGCAAGAAGGCGAAACCUGGAGAAGACAAGGCAGAAGGUCUUGGAAAGGAAGUUCCCUCAUCUCGCUGUAAAAUCUCAGAGCCAGUAGCAUGCCGGAAGAGCGCUGCAAGCGCUUGGUUGAGUAUCUUCAUGACAGGAACAUGAAACAAGCUCUGAAACCAGUGAGCAACUUGACUGAGCAUUCCUGAGAGUCUCCUGGGUUUUUUUAAUCUCACAUUUGACCCAAAUUAAACUUGUGAUCUGGGAUUAAAAAGCA
Messenger RNA from Phalacrocorax carbo (great cormorant), 1059 nucleotides. NCBI's taxonomy places the organism in Eukaryota, Metazoa, Chordata, Aves, Suliformes, Phalacrocoracidae. The record is from RefSeq and is a predicted model, not a curated record.